Acanthosepion pharaonis is the source of this 2118-nucleotide messenger RNA. NCBI's taxonomy places the organism in Eukaryota, Metazoa, Mollusca, Cephalopoda, Sepiida, Sepiidae. The record is from the annotation of a GenBank genome assembly.
AUGCAAGAUCACCAUGAUGUUACAAUUAGCUGCAAAGAUGAAGGAUCUCCUCCGCAACACAGUGAUAGCAAAUUCUCCAUCAAAGUGAAAGAUGUCAAUGAUGUACGGCCACAAUUUGCAAAAGAUACUUUUAAAUUCUCUGUAUUUGAGAAUGAACAUCCAAAAACACCAGUUGGUUCUAUCAAUGCCACUGAUCCUGAUCUUGGAGCUGGCAGUAGACUCACAUAUUCCUUGCUCACCAAAAAUGAAGAUUUCUUACCUUUCAAGAUCACCAGUGAUGGUUUGAUUUCUACAAUCAUGUCUCUUGACCAUGAGUUCAAAGACAUUUAUAAAUUCAAGGUUUUAGUGAAAGAUAACGGAAGCCCUCCACUUGAUAAUACGGUCAAUGUGAUUGUGGAGAUUGAAGAUAAAAAUGAUAAUGCUCCAUAUUUUACAUUUCCUAGUGUUAAUCCUUACAAUCUGGAUGUGAAAUAUCAUACAAAGAAUAUCACGCUUCUCAAGGCUGCCGAUAGUGACAGUCAAGAGAAUGCAUUUCUCAAAUAUGAAAUAACUAAAGGCAAUGAUAAACAGUUGUUUGCCAUCAAUCAUUAUACUGGAUUGUUAUCUUUCAGUCGCUUACUUAGCCAUCAAGAUGCUGGCUCCUAUCGCCUGCAGUUUAUGGUCAAGGAUAGUGGUAGUCCCGUUUUGUCUUCAAAGAAGUCAGUGAUUUUGACAUUGGCAGUCAGUAACAAUACGGCAGACAUGUUAAAUGCUGCACAUAUGCAUACUGAUAUUAAGAUCCACCAGUAUUUACUGAUUGUCAUUGUGUUGGUUGCAGUCACCGUUGCUAUCCCAAUUACUGCUGCCAUUUCCAUCUGCAUCCUUCGUUGCAUUGAUACCAGAAGUGUUGCACAUGCACAUCCAUUGGCUGCUGCUUCCAGCAAAUAUUAUCCUGAUCAGGCACAUCCAAUGCAUCCAUCUUACCAGACUACUUAUUGGUCUGGUGUGUCUGUUGCUGUACGAGCAGAACAAGAUGUGCUUUGUAGAACUCUACCGGGCAGAGGCAGAAGGCCCCAACAUUGUGCAGAUGUUUUGGAUGAUGGACGUAGAAGUUCAGCCCUUGGAAUAAAAGUACAAACUGCUACUGAAGUCAUCUAUGAACAAAUCAGAGACACAACUGGUGGCAAAAGACAUGAAGAGAGAAAUUAUAUGGCCUCUGCUUGUCAUCCUGACAAAGUACGUUCUUCUCAUACUGACAAAGAUCAAUAUGAUGAAAGAUCUUCAAAUCACUGUCAAAAUAUAUCAAAAUCAAAAAUGUCUGAUACAUCAGAUUAUUAUGAACCACACUCAUCGCAGAGUAUUCAAGAAGAAUACACUGAUAUGAAGCCUUCACUACAAACAUUCAUAUCCCCUGGAGAUACACGGACUUUCCAGAGAGUUUUCUUGUUAAUACAAAAUUACAGGUGCUACAUAAAUCUGACGAAAUUUACCCCUUUCUGGUCUGGAGGCAGAAGGCCCCAACAUUGUGCAGAUGUUUUGGAUGAUGGACGUAGAAGUUCAGCCCUUGGAAUAAAAGUACAAACUGCUACUGAAGUCAUCUAUGAGGAAAUCCGAGGUGCAACUGGUGGUAAGAGACAUGAAGACAGAAACUGUAUGGCAUCUGCUUAUCACCCUGACAUGGAACCCACUUCUCACCCUGAUAAAGAAGAUCCCUAUGCUGAAAGAUAUGCAAAUCACUGUCAAAAUGUGUCUGUUUCUGAUACGUCAGAUUAUUAUGAACCACAUUCAUCGCAGAGUAUCCACGAAGAAUACACAGAUAUGAAGCCAUCACUACAGACAUUCAUGUCCCCAGGAGAUACAAGGACUGUACCAAGACGGUUGUAUAAGGCAGAUGCUAACCCUAGUUCUGAUUAUAGGCAGUGGUCUACUCUGAAGCAUAGUGCAGUUGAUAGAUGCACUUCUGACACCCAGCUACAAUUACACAAUGUCGAUGCAGAUGAUGAAAUAUGUGAACCACAAGAAGAACAAACUGACACAGUAGCAGAAGACUUUCGAGAAGGACAGGAAGACCAAAGCUCUGAUUCAAUGCAGCCAAUACAAGAAACACAUACCUCCAUACAAAAUUCAACAUCUACAUAA